Messenger RNA from Sycon ciliatum, 4322 nucleotides. RefSeq lists its product as uncharacterized. The transcript has 11 exons. Gene Ontology annotation, molecular function: protein kinase activity; ATP binding; protein binding. NCBI's taxonomy places the organism in Eukaryota, Metazoa, Porifera, Calcarea, Leucosolenida, Sycettidae. The coding region runs from base 262 to 3216 and encodes 984 amino acids. Gene Ontology annotation, biological process: protein phosphorylation. The record is from RefSeq and is a predicted model, not a curated record.
CUACACUGUGCUCCGAACCCACCCGGACCCGUACCCCCCAUCGCGCGGACAGCAGCAGGGUUACGGGCCGUCGCCGUCGUCGCCGGCAGUAGCUAUCACUAGUAUAAGACAGUAUAAACCAACUCUGAGCAUGACAUACUAGACUAAGAAUCUCACUGCCGAAGCUAGAAUAAUUAUUAUUACGAGAAUACUACCAGCCGAUCAUCGACUCUUGGCUAUCAAUAACCACAUGAUCCUGGCAACCCCGCUCACAAGAAUUAGAUGGCCGACCAGACUACAGUCGGCUCUGCCACCGGAUGCAGCGCCGAAGACGAUUUGCUGACAGCUCGGUGGAAAGAGAUCGCGGCUGUGCCUGAUGAAGGUGAUUUGGACUUCGUGGUAGAUGCAGUUUUCCACCAGUGGGAGAAAUUGGCGAGAGUUCUUCCGAAGGGCACGUGCAAUUCCGGUCAAAGGUACUACACUGCCAGUGAUAUUAGCCGGUUUAGUCAUGACUGGCGCACAUACAAGCUACGCUGUCGUGCAGCCCUGCUUGAGUGGAUACGAGGACAUCCAGAUCAUGGACCCAACCAGCUGUUGGAGUCACUGAAAGCCGCUGGUCUCGGCUCACUAAUUGGGAGGAUAUUGGCAGGUCUGCAGACAGAACGUCCCAAGUCACUCUCCUGCCUUGAGAUGCAAAGCAUGUCAACACCAGACCAGGAUACGAUUUUAGCUCCACUGGGACAAACUGAAGAUCUGCUGCCGUGUAUUCCCAGUAGUGAAAUCCGAUGCCUUCCGGAGCACCCCAUCAGCAAGUCUAGAGCCCUGGGCACUAACAGCACUAUGGCUAUGUGGCAAGGUGCAUUAAUUGCCCUGAGACACACUGGCGGACACGAGGCUGAGAUAGCGUCUCUGCAAGACAGGAAGGAUCGUAUCGACAGGCUGCAGAAUGAUUUCCGCGCCAUGUCACAGCUGCGACAUCCCAACAUCAUAGCAGUGUAUGGUCUGCAUGCACCGAAAACCGGCCAUGUAGCGCUGGUCGUGGAACCUAUGGAGACAACUUUGUACAGCCGGUGCCGUCUUCAGCCAAAGAUCCUCUAUACUGAUGUUCUCAGUGUUGUGACUCAAGUAGUGUCUGCAUUGGUCUAUGCAGAAACUAUGGGUAUCGUAUUGACAGAUGUCUGUACAAAGAACACAUUCCUACUCAAGUCUCACAGUGGACGCUACAUUGCCAAGGUCGGUGGCCACGCAAUCGUACAGAAAACACUAUCUCUCAACCGCCGCCAGUCCGUUCCACAGCACCUACUGGCUGGCAGUACAUCCGAUUUGCUUCAACGUCGCCUACUGAAACGCUCACACUCAGCUGGCGUACGUAGACAAGACAAUAUCUUCUCAGUUGGGAGCAUGAUCAUUGAAUCCCUUCUUGGUGGCGAGCUUGUUGGCAACAGCCCACAGCGAUGGGUUGCUGAUCUUUCUCGUCAAGGCUACACCAAUGCACAGCUUAUUCACUUGAUAACCAAGUGCCUGGAUCGUGCACCCAAGGGUCACAUAACUAGUGUUGACCUGCUGGAUCGUCUGGAAAGCAUCAGUGGAAGUUAUACACAUCAAGCAAUGUGUGUGGCAACCCCCACCAUUGCUCCACCAACAGACGUGUACUACUCACAGGUUUCAAGUGCUGUUGGUUCAGGAUCUGAGGACUGCCAUCAUGCUGAUGCUGAUGGUAAUAUCAUUCUCCUGCAGAGACUAAUGGCAGAGAAGAGAGCAUUGAAAGAGCAGGUUGAGUACUUGAAAAGUACUCUUCUGGCACAUGACAUUGAUCCUGCGCAGGCUAUUGCUACAAUCCCAACCCCACGGUCACCAUCACCACCACCACCACCACCACCACGUGCUCUGUCCACUGCAUCUCAAGGCACCACUCCGGAGGCGAGACAUGACAACUCGGAAGCGGCUGCUGCAUCCUUUGAGAAAGCAUCCAAUUCAAAGUCUUCUGUCUAUGAUAGUGACUCGUGUGAAUCAGCCAGCAGUGGCUCUUACACUGGGCCAUCAGAGCAGCACCUUCAAAACAAUGAGGUGGAGAAUACAAACAACCAAGUCUUGGAAGAGCAAGCUGAUGCCAGUUCAGUAUUCAAUGACGAUAUUGUGGUGACAUUUCCACCGUAUAACAAACAGAUUCAGGUGGCAACAUUUGGCAGCACAAGUCCGCCUCUUCAUCCUGCCCAUCCCGAUGAUGGUGAUGAUGUCGAAGAGGAGCAGGAGCAAGUGGACAAGGACAUUCCAACAACUGUUGUUGAAGCACGAAAUACCAGAAGUUCUCUAGCUCUAGCGAUGAGCUCACCCAGGAAGGAGAUUGCAAAACGGAGCAAACAGCAGCGUGUCUCAUUCUCUAUGCCCGACCCGGCCCCGUCGCAUGCCACUGGUGAUUCAUCACCUGAGCGGACAGGCCAGAAUGCUGCCACGUUAUGGAGGGUGCUGAGGCAACGAGCAACAAUUGUUGGCAAUUUUCGGCGCCGGAGAUCUAGUGUGGAUCCACAGCAGAGAUCUACAUCUCAAGUGAUCACUGGCACACUGAGAGAUAGCCCACUGAAGAGACACCAGAAUUCACCGGCCUCUGAUGCUGUAUCAUCGUCAAACUCAUCCCAGGAGGAAAUACUGACCCCGCCAGUGCUUUCCGCACCUCACCGCCGCAGGCCUGGUGUAAAGUGCUUUGCUCGGUUUUCACACGUUGCUACAGAUCAGAAAGAACUGACAUUGCAAUGUGGCGAGCCCUUGAUUGUUUGGGAGGGCGGCUCAUCUGGCGAGGGUAGUGACAGUAGUGAAGGAGGAACAUUCUAUGCCCGCUCUACUAUCACAGGCUCUUCAGGAGUAGUCUCGCCUGACAAUGUGGUACCACUGAAGAGAGUCAAGCGAAGACUCCAUGCGUACAACUUCAAUAGCCAGCCAUCAUACGAGUUGGAGCGUGUGAAGUGUCUGCUUGGGGACAAGCUACCUGAUGGGGCUCUUUCACAGUUCUGCAACGUUUUACUCAAGGAUAUGCACGGUGGAAAUGCUUUUGAGAUCAUCAGCAAUCAUUGUUCACAUGGCAACUACCACGAGUCAAGAGAUGUUUUUGAGGAAAUGUUCAAGCGUUGGAGCAAUGCCGAGAGUGCAAAUGGCCUUGAUUACUUCGAGGCAGCAAAGGUGCUAGCAGAUGGCUACGAGUAUCAGGUGCUGUCCAUUCUUGAGGUCCUUUCAGAACCCUAAGUCAUGUGACACGAUGUGACACGAUGUGACAUGCAGCAUGGGAAGUGAAUCUGCCACUCCAUGUGGGACAAUGCCAUGUCGACAAGCUGCUGCACAUGUGUGCUAUCUCCGUUUCACUCCAGCAUUGGGAGUAAAAUUUGCUGCCACAGCAGGUGUAGCAGGCUUGAUCAAUGCCAUUGGGUGAUUUUCUGUGACUAGUGUGGUGGUAUGACUUUGCAGUGGAUUGCAGGACUUAACUUUAGUCCUUAGCAUUGCUCGUGUGUUAUCCGUUAUCGGUGCUUAACCAUUAUGUUGCGUGCUGUAGUCUGAGCAAGAUUUCUCAGUCUGUGAUGCUGACUCGCAGAUGUACAUAACUCCAUUAUAUCAGGCACAUCAGUGUAUAAUUUCUCAUGGAUGACCUCAUAUCAAGAGUUUGCAGAUGGGCUACUGUAUGAGUUGAAUCUUUAGCGGGGCACAACGCCUGUGUAGCAUUUCAAGUAACGAGAAAGAACCCAUCGUCAACUCCAGAAACUUUACAUGUACAUGUAUAUUAUUAAUUCUCUCCUCUGCACAGGAGCAAUAGAAGACACGCACGCGCACAUGUGUGUGUGUGUGUGUGUGUUGUGUGUGUGUGUGUGUGUGUGUGUGUGCUGGCAGGGUCAUUAAAAUGUUUGCGCCCGCUAAGGGGAAAUUUUGCAAACCGUUAAACUUGUUUAACUCGUCACACUUUCAACGCUUACAGUGUGAGUUCUUGUUCACGAUCAUAUCCUUCACUUUUCUUACUUGAUUUGUUAUUCUUGCCUUUGCCUUAAAGUGACCAUGCCACAGCUUACAUUCACAAGUUACAUUCACAAGUUGGCAAUUGCAAUACCCGUUUCUAAGCCAGUUAAGUUAAGAUUGAGUUUUAUACUUCGCAAAUAUGCCUUGACUCUGGAGUUUGAACUGCAGCUAAUACUGCAUUGUUUAUCUUGCGCUACUUAUCAUACUACUCAUACUAGUAGUACUGUACAUGUGUAACAAAAUUCCCAGCCGAAACCCAACGUUUCGCAUGUACCGUAGUAACGAUCCAUCUGAUGUUAUGCUAAUAAUAGAGGACGAACAGCCUAGUUCUGUCCGCAGAUUGAGUA